Messenger RNA from Procambarus clarkii (red swamp crayfish), 1104 nucleotides. Lineage: Eukaryota; Metazoa; Arthropoda; Malacostraca; Decapoda; Cambaridae. The record is from RefSeq and is a predicted model, not a curated record.
AUGCAGUCUCCUCCGGGCAGUGGAAGGGCAUCCCGAACUGUGACACUGCACUUGAAGGACUCCAUCCCUUCGUCUCUCCAGCUUCUGUGCUUCAUGGUCCGCGUAUUCUAUGGGGGUCAGCCCCGGACUUGUUUUCGGUGUGGACUCCCGGGCCAUCAGGCUGCGGGAUGUGAUGCGAGCCGGAUCGGGCCUGUGAACCACUUCAGGGAGGAGGACUUUCCCCCGUUGGCGGUCCCGGACCUGUCGGAAGGUGCUGCUGUGAUAAGUGAUACUUCCCAGUCGUCUGGUGCCCCGUUGUCGAUCUCUGAUGCCGGCCUCGAUGUGGCUGUGGGUGUCGAAGUGGAAGUUAGUGCAUCCCCACCUCCAGCACCUCAGCCUCCCCUGCCUGCCUCGUCUCCAGUCGAGUCUCCAGUUGUGUCUCCUGUGGUGUGUGGUCUCGUGACUCAGGACGUCGAGGCUGCGCCUCGGCCUGUACUGUCUCCGGCAGCUGUGUCUUCGGCCUGUGUCGACGUGCACACUGUGAUGUCUCCUGCGGUGUGUGGUCCUGUUCCCCGGGUUGUUAAAGCUGCGAUGUUGAGUGAUCGUGCGCUGCGGGGAGUUGCGCGACCAAUCGGCGAUUCUGCUAUGGUGCCUCCUGGCGGGGGUUAUAGUUCCGACGAUCUGCGAUCUGUGUCCAAGCGUUCGCGGCGGGCUUUAAGUCUGUCUCCGCCUCAUGGUGUGGCCUGGGCCGACGUCAAGGAUUUUGAGGACUCCGGAAGUUCGUCUUCUGUGGAUGGUGAUGUGUGCAACGCUGUUGGAGUGCCUGCGGUUCCUGUGGGCAGUGUUGCAGCGGUGAUGGGUCCUGAGGUGGGAUUGUCGCUUGGCCUUGGUCCGGUGUCUUCUCCGGCUGCCUCCGCAUCACCGGUUGCUGAAUCCCCGAGUUGGGAGGUUGUGGCACCGGCUGAGACUGCGGGAGAGGUAGGGGACUUGGUGCUGGUUCUUAAGAAUGCUUCUGUUCCGGCGGCCUCCGUGCCUCUGGCGUCUAUGUCUGUGCCUUCCGUGCAUCUGCCCUUUGCUCAGCCGUCCUUUGUUACUCCGCCCCCUGCACCAUCGCCCUUUCUAUGA